ACACGCGUGGCGCAGUAAGGGCACAGAAUAGUUUCUUUGAGUUUGUCAAAGCCACGCGCCCGGCGCGCGAAACCCGAGCAGGGGCUCCAUGCAGGGGGCGGGGUCUUCCUUUGGGAGCGUGCGGCCCGAAAGAGGGAGGCGGUGUGCCGCACGUGUAGAAAAGGGAGAGCAAGAUGCUUUACCCUCAAAUCAUUCGCCGAACAGGUGAAUCGCUUCUUGCGAGGCACGCGAAAGGCACGAGAGCGACGCAUUACUCGCAAACUCCCCAUCCCCGCGACAUGGAGGCAACUGUCAUCGCUACGACGCAAAUGACUCAAGAUUUGUUUUACCAGCCUUUCUCGGACACCCUCGCAUCUCAUGCAAAGCAGGACAGUGAGUGUAAAGUGCUGAAGAGACAGCGCUCGAGCAGCCCAGAGCUGCUCAGGUGCAAGAGGAGACUGACUUUCAACGGACUCGGCUAUAGCAUCCCUCAGCAGCAGCCCAUGGCGGUGGCCAGACGCAACGAGCGCGAAAGAAACCGCGUCAAGCAGGUGAACAUGGGCUUCCAGACGCUACGCCAGCAUGUGCCCAACGGAGGGGAGAACAAGAAGAUGAGCAAAGUUGAGACGCUGCGCUCGGCGGUGGAGUACAUCCGAGCGCUUCAGCAGCUGCUGGACGAGCACGACGCCGUGUCCGCCGUGCUGCAGUGCGGCGUGCCGUCUCCGUCGCUCUCCAACGCGUACUCGGCGGGCUCGGAGUCUCCUCAUUCAGCUUACUCCUCUGAUGAAGGCAGCUACGAGCAUCUCAGCUCUGAGGAGCAAGAGCUACUGGACUUUACCAUAUGGUUCGACAGAUAUGAAUCAGCUGCUUCACUGACUACUAAAGACUGGUGCUGAAGAGACGUCCAGAGGUCCAGGUUGGUGAUACGCUGCCUGCUGGUGCCCAUGAAGGAAUCGACUUCUUUGAUUGAGCACUGGACAUACAGAGGGCAUUUUCCAGCAGAUGCAACACUCACAAGUUUCCAGAUGUUAGAACUGCAUGGGACUUGAAGCAUGCCAGGAUGUCUGUACUGCUGACUUGUGUCUUGUCACCCCGCAUUCAACAUUUUUCCCUGCUGAUGCAAUAAUGUGUGAAUGCAACUGAAUGAGCCAGUUUGUUCCUUCCAUAUUGUACAAAUAACGAGGUGAACAGUUGUAGUUAAAUGAAUGAGGAAAAAUAGUCCCAGGUCUCAUAUACGGCGUCUGUUAUGGGAUACACUAAUGUUACACUAAGCCCACAGACAACCUGUAUAUUACAAUAUUUUGUGCUAGAUAUGCUGCAAUGUUUUUGUACUGGAUGAAUUACUUUUGUAUCAAAGUGUGCACUUGUGUGUUUUUAUAAAAACUUGUGUAAUAUGCAAUUUUUUAUGAAGAGA
Molecule: messenger RNA, 1393 nt
Organism: Carassius gibelio (silver crucian carp)
Lineage: Eukaryota; Metazoa; Chordata; Actinopteri; Cypriniformes; Cyprinidae
Product: achaete-scute homolog 1b-like
Exons: 2
Coding region: 174-875 (233 amino acids)
Biological process (GO): positive regulation of transcription by RNA polymerase II; regulation of neurogenesis; neuron differentiation
Cellular component (GO): RNA polymerase II transcription regulator complex
Molecular function (GO): protein dimerization activity; RNA polymerase II transcription regulatory region sequence-specific DNA binding; DNA-binding transcription factor activity, RNA polymerase II-specific
Source: RefSeq, a predicted model, not a curated record